GAUGCAUUUGGUUUCAUAUAAUAAAAGGCGAACUUGAAAAUUUCCCGGACAAAAUUGGCCAUUUUCACGUAAUCGUCAAGCAAAACGAAUACUUUCAAUUCAUCGGAGGCUCGGCGAAUUCCAUUGGUGUACGAGUUUGAUGAUCAAAGAUUCUUGAUCGUCGUUCUAUUUUCGUUGUGUUGCUCUAGAUGGGGAUUUCUUUCCCAUCGUGGGCGACGGCGAAUUUCAAAACCCUAAUCAAAUUUCUUUAUGCCCUGAACUGAUUCCUCUCGUAAUUUGAUCAUUCUGACGCGUUGUUACCUGCAGUACCAGCCAUGUUUACGUGGAACAUAGCGAAGACGGCGGAGGCGAUGUUCUCGAAAUUCGCCGUCAAGAGGUUGUGCAAGUUUUUACUGAAAAAGAAAUUGGGGCAGUUUUUAUUGGGGGAAAUUGAUAUCGAUCAGCUGGAUGUGCAGCUUGCUGACGGCACAAUUCAGCUCAGCGACUUGGCGCUUAACGUUGAUUUUCUCAAUGAGAAGGUUGGCACAGCAGCUUUGGUUACUUUCAAAGAAGGAUCUAUUGGGUCUUUAUUAAUUAGAAUGCCAUGGACGAGUAGAGGCUGUGAGGUAGAAAUCAAUGGUUUGGAGCUUGUGCUUUCACCAUGCUUGAGUAAUGAUCGUAUGGAUUGUUGUGGAACUUCUAGUGGUGGUCAUAAAAACCAUAAUGAGUCGAGAAAGUCAGAGCAUUAUGUUGCAAAAAGUGCUGUAAAAUCUACCUAUGGGGAUAUCCAUGAAGGUGUAAAGACUGUUGCGAAGAUGGUGAAAGGGCUGCUUGCAAGCUUUCACGUGAAGAUAAUAAACUUGAUAGUUGCAUUUGAUUCUUUUUAUGAUGAAAGCAAAAAUAAAACAGGAUUGGAUACCACACUUGUUCUUCGGAUUUCAGAUGUAGAAUGCGGAACUUGUGUUACAGAGGAUGGUAAAUUGGAUAUGGAUGCAGCUGAAAGCUUUCUUGGAAUAAGUCAACUGAGUAAUUUUGUAAAGUUUCAAGGGGCAAUGGUCGAGUUUCUUCACAUGGAUGAUUGUGACAAUCCAAAAUCCAUUUCAUGUAUGUCUGCAGGAACAUCUGCUGAAAUGGCAUUAGACCAUGUGCCAUCAAAUGUUACCAUUCCAGUUCUGACAGGUGGAGUAGGGGGAUUUUCAGGUAACCUGAAAUUAUGUAUACCUUUGAGGGAUGGUUCCUUAGACAUUUAUAGAGUGGAUGGGGAUCUUUUCAUUGAUCCUGUACAGGUAAAACUUCAACCUAGAUCAAUCAAAUGUUUUUUAGUUUUAUCUGAAGCGUAUUGGAAUUCCGACAAGCAUGGUGAUGGACAUGGAUGCAAACAUAAUAAGUUGAAUGAAUCUGGUUACUUUGAUCGGGCAUCUCACGACCAUUCAUUUACGCUAGCUUCUGCUGAAAGGACUCCUGAUGAAACCUCCUCGCCCCAUUGUGGUGGAAUUCUGCCUGGCUCUCAUCUUAUAUCAAAUUGGGUGCCAUCCUCUGUCAAACAUAGAGAGAAAGAAAAAGUUGAAGAAGAAUUUGACUUCGGAGCAAGUGUGGACCAGUUUUUUGAAUGCUUAGAUGAAAUAAGAAGUUCCCAGUCUGCUUUAGGCAGCAGUGGGGUGUGGAACUCUGUUUUUAGUGCAAUCACUGCUGCGUCCAGCCUUGCUUCUGGAUCUUUACCCAUUCCUUGUGAUACAGAAUUGCAGCCUGUUGAAACAAACCUUAGGGCAACUAUCUCUGGAAUUUCUGUCGUUAUUUCCUUCCAUGAUGACAAUCAGCAUCAUUCCACUGACCCUGAGAAAGUACAGAUCAAAACUGACUCAGAGGUUCAUUUUGUGGCUGCUAAAUUCAGUGAUAUCCAUCUUCUUAUGCAGGUAUCUCAAAAAACGAGUUUUCAAGGAACUAUCAAGCAUAUUGAGGUUGCUGAUUAUUUGAACUGCAAAAAUUAUGCCUCAAAAUCUGACUUCCACAAUAGUAACAGUGACUUCCAGACACUUCUGACGAAGCAUCUGCAAGUGGAUGUUAUAGGUGCUCUCCCUCCAUUUAAUUUUUCAGCUGAAGAUCCUAAUAAUGUGGAAUCAAAUAGUUCAUUCAAUAUGGAUUUUCCAUGUGAAAACAAGGACAAUGUUACAAAAAUUACAUUGCUGAAAACGUAUGACAUCACUUCGUCCCAGUUGAAUGUGAUCUCUAGUUCUUCUGGUGAUAAUAGUACUAUGUCAAAAUCAUUUUCAUUGAAUCUACCACCCUUCAUUUUCUGGGUGAACUAUACUUUGGUAAACAUGCUACUGGAUUUACUAAGGGGUGUUGCAAACUGUAUACCUGGUGAUAACAACCACAAGUGCUUUAAGGAUAACUAUGUAUCGGAUCACAAGAAUGUCAAAAGCGGCUGUAAUCAAGUUACAGCUUUGUCUUCAUCUGCAAGCGUGCAGGGAAAUAUAAUAAUCGCCAAGGCAAGGGUAAUAUUCUGUUUCCCAUUUGAAAGUGACAAGGACUUUAUGGGCUACUCUUCCUGGGAUCAAUUUAUUGCUCUUGAUUUUUAUUCCCCUCCAAUCACAAAGGAGGAAACAAUUCACAGUGGUAACUUGGCGCUGCAGAAAAGUUAUUUUUCAGAAAAAAAUGCUUUGCAUUUCAGAUUUGGUAGUCUUGGGGUUUUCUUGGUCACUUCUGAUGAAGAGAUAAAACAGGGCAGCACAUGCAACGUGCAAAGGAAAAAAUUUUCAGCUCAUAACAUUUUGUCUGCCUCCAACAGAACAAAUGCUUCUUCUUUAACAUUUUUUUGGCAGGAAGGUCAUGUCACAGGUCCAUGGAUUGCAAAGAAGGCCAAGUCAUUAGCUAGUCUAGAGGAAUCAGAAAGCAGGUGUAAGUUCAUUGGAAAAGAUUACGAGUUUGCUUCCGUUGCUAAUAUGAAAGAUAUGGAGGAGUCUAACUUGCAGACUCGACAAGAAAUGAUUUUGAGCUCCACAUCAGUGUUGCAUGUGUUUCUCCCUCUUGUCAGAAUCGAUGCUGGUGCUGUUCAAUAUAAAGUCUUUAAUUAUCUUUUAGAUCAGUUGAUAAAAGGAUUGUCAAGUGAUACUUGUGAUGCAGUUGAUGUUACAAAAGGAUCCGUAACAUCUCAAAAAUCUAUUGUAGUUGAUUGCAAUUGUGUAGAAAUUUCCAUUAGGCCAGAUUCAAAUGAGAGUGCUAAGUGCUCUUUGCAGAGAGAACUUCCUGGAUCGUGGUAUCAUCUAAGACUGGUAAUUCAAAACUUCGAACUAAUCUCAGUCUCCGACCUUGGAAGUAUCGAGGGUGCCAAUUUCUUUUGGCUAUCCCAUGGAGAAGGACAAUUGCUGGGUUUCAUAUCUGAAGAUCCUGAUCAGGAGUUUCGUUUGAUCUCAUGUAGCAACUCUAACAUGAAGCGUGGGGAUGGGGAAGGUUCAAAUGCUUUAUCUUCAAGGUUAGCUGGUUGUGAUAUUGUGCAUAUGUGGGAUCCCGAGUGCUUACAGGAUUUUUCUUCUAUAACAAUAAGAUGUGCAACAAUUCUGGCUAUAGGUGGUCGAUUGGAUUGGUUAGAUGUCAUCUGCUCCUUUUUCCUUUUGCCCUCUUCUCCAGUUGAACCAGAAGGUGACGAGGUUAUGCCCAGAGAGAAUACAAAAAAGUCUUCAGGGUCUAAUUUUUUUCUUAACUUUGUUGAUGUUGGGUUGAGCUAUCAACCGUACUUGAAGAAUUUGCUAGGCAACAGCAGACUCUCUCGAACAGAAUCCAGUUCUUCAACCAUCAAACAAGAGUUGGAUGAUGAUUAUGUUGCUUGCCUGCUGGCUGCAUCUUCAGUAACACUAUCAAGUUCUAGUGUGGCAGAUACAGUUGAAGAUAAUUUCAGAAUCACAAUACAAGAUAUUGGACUUCUUCUAUGUAGUGUCUCUGAUUAUGAGCAUGUUUUUAAUGCUUACAAUGUUGAAGAUCUGCGCAAGGGAGGCUGGGUUAAGGUUGCCAGGGAGACAUUUAUUGAAGCAAUAUUGAGAACUAACUGUGAUAAUGGCCUCAAGUGGGAGUUAGAAUGUCACAAAGCCCACGUUUUCGUGGAAACAUGCAAUGACACUACUACUGGUCUGGUACGUUUGGCUGCUCAACUUCAGCAACUAUUUGCCCCUGAUCUUGAGGAAUCGAUUGUUCAUUUGCAGACAAGAUGGAAUAAUGUCCAACAAGCACAAGAGAGAAAGGAGAUUGACAAUGAAUCAUCUUCUCCUCCAUGUCACAAUCCAUCAGUUAAACAAAGUGAAACUGGGUUAAUGGAUGAAAUAUGUGAAGAUGCGUUUCUAUUAAAUAAAAACCAAACCAGAGAAUGUGAUUGUUUUUCAUCCACUGAAGGUCUUCAUACUGAGGUAUGCAGGUUGAAUUCUGAGGUUCAUGAAACUUCUUCUCCCAUUCAUUCCUUCAUUGGCUCAGAGCCUGAUGGUCAAACAUCUUUCAUACAAUACCGCAAGUUUCCUGAAAUAAUAGAAGGAUAUUGCCUGUCUGAGUUUCGUCCUGUAUCAGAUCUAACAAUGGGCCAAGAAUUACCUCCCGAUAUUUGUAAUUCCAGGAAUUCUAGUAGUAUAGAUCUUGAAGGACGAAGAAGUGGAUGGUACGGGAACUUGCCUAUAAAAAUUCUUGAAAACCACAUUUUAGAUGCAAGUAAAGUUGAACACUCGGUAACCGAUGAUCUUUGUUCUAUCGAGAGCAAAAGACUUGAUGAGGUUGAAGAGGCAUGUGGACGUGUACUUCUUAAUAAUAUCGAUUUGAAAUGGAGAAUGUAUGCUGGUUCUGAUUGGCAAGUUUCUAGAGAGAAUGGUGAUCGACCAAUGAGUAUGGUUAAAAGAGAUCAACACACAUGUCUAGAGCUUGCAUUAUCUGCCAUGCAUGUUCAAUAUGAUGUUUUUCCUAUGGGUGGAAUGUGUGUAUCUAGACUUUCACUUUCCGUUCAAGAUUUUCAUCUUUAUGACAGCAGUGUAGAUGCACCUUGGAAGCUGGUACUGGGAUAUUACAAUUCAAAGAAUCAUCCUCGUAAGUCUUCGUCAAAAGCAUUCAAGCUUGACUUAGAAGCUAUUAGACCAGAUCCUUUGAUCCCUCUUGAGGAAUACCGGUUGCGUGUUGGUUUUCUGCCUAUGCUAUUGCAUCUUCAUCAAUGCCAACUUGAUUUUCUUGUUAAUUUUUUUGGGGGAAAAAGUUCAUCAGGAAACCAGUCUGGUCAUUCACUUGAUUCAGAUGGGUCAAAAACUAUUUCUACGACCAAAAGUGAUGCUGGGCUUACUUUGGCAGAGGAGGCAUUGCUUCCUUAUUUUCAGAAGUUUGACAUACAACCAAUUGUAGUCCGUGUUGAUUACAGUCCAAGUCGUGUUGAUUUGGCUGCGUUAAGAGGUGGGAAGUACGUUGAACUUGUAAAUCUGGUUCCUUGGAAGGGGGUUGAGCUACACCUUAAGCAUGUGCAGGCUGUUGGAGUCUAUGGUUGGGGCAGUGUAUGUGAAACAGUGGUAGGGGAAUGGCUGGAAGAUAUUUCUCAUAAUCAGAUUCGUAAAAUACUGGAGGGCCUUCCUACAGUCAGGUCAUUAGUUGCUGUUGGCUCUGGUGCCUCAAAACUCUUGUCUUCUCCAGUUGAGAGCUACAAAAAGGAUCGAAGAAUAUUAAAGGGGAUGCAAAGAGGUACUAUUGCAUUUCUCAGAAGUAUUUCCCUUGAAGCUAUUGGACUAGGGGUACACUUGGCUGCUGGGGCUCAUGACAUUUUGCUCCAGGCGGAAUAUAUACUCACUACUGUUCCUCCUUCAGUGAAAGUACGGCAUAAGACAAAGGCUAAUGUAAGAUCCAAUCAACCUAAGGAUGCUCAAGAAGGACUGAAAAAGGCUUAUGAAAGCAUUAGUGAUGGCCUUGGGAAGUCUGCCUCUGCCUUGGUUCGGACUCCCUUGAAAAAGUAUCAACGUGGAGGCAGUACAGUGUCUGCUCUCGCAACUGCUGUUCAAGCAAUUCCAGCUGCCGCAAUAGCUCCAGCUUCUGCAUGUGCAAGCGCCAUACAUUACACUUUUCUUGGCUUGAGAAAUAGCCUUGAUCCCGAGCGCAAAAGAGAAUCCAUGGAGAAAUAUUUAGGUCCUACAGACUCGUGGGAACAGAAUUGAUGUGGCCAUGGGUGACUACCUACUGGAUAAAGUUUAAGCUUAAUUUCCCAUGGAAUCAUGAUUGCCGUCUCAGUCAUUGCAUUGUGCCUCGCCUGUAAAAAGAUCGUGACACGCUCUUUUCAUAUUGAAGAUGGACCUGGUGUAAAUAUGUACAGAAAGAGUCUCGUAGGGCAUUCUUUCCCCGUUCGAUGUAGAAGACGGAGAUUUGUACAUGAAUCUUGAAAUUUUUUCGUACUGAUAGUGAUUAAGUUUGGUAAUUAUUUAUACCCUACUUUAUUCUUUGAGGAUUGAGCAAAUGUAUCUAGUUUUCUAAUUUGUGCAUAGCCCUGUAAAUACUUGAUGAUUUGUUUUCCAAGAUGUGCAUAGUUUUGUAAAUAUUUGAUCAUUUGCUUUCCAA
Messenger RNA from Cucurbita pepo subsp. pepo (vegetable marrow), 6537 nucleotides. NCBI's taxonomy places the organism in Eukaryota, Viridiplantae, Streptophyta, Magnoliopsida, Cucurbitales, Cucurbitaceae. The record is from RefSeq and is a predicted model, not a curated record.